ACUUCAGACAAAGGAGACAUAAACACACUGACACUGGAUCACUGGAGCAAAAAAAGAGUAGGAGACGACUAAGGGAGACGAUCUCUAACUCUUGGACUACUUUUUUGCUAUAUUUUGGAGAAAAAAAACUUUAUGUAAAGGAGAUUUUUGAGGGGGGGUGAUACCUUGGAUCGGUUUGUGAGCUGAGACAUGUUUGUGUUGGAGCAGUGGUGGCCAUAUGUUGCCCAGACUGUGUAGAAGUGUGUGUGUGUGUGUGUGUGUGUGUGUGUGUGUGUUUGGGAUGGAAAAGUGGGGCUGGCACGAUCAACAUUUCUGCUCUUAGCUUCACGCCAUGGGGGGGUGCCAUAGUUACCCCUCGGCUAAAGAAGCAGACGGGAAGACCCUUCAGCCUUCUGACUUCAGCAGUGACAAAUUGGGGAUUAAUAACAAUAACCAGGAAGCGCGUCCAUAUCUGCAGCAGCAGUAUGUGUGUCAGCGGAUCACACACGCAGACAUGUAUGCCCUCAUAGCUCUGCCGCCUGGCGUCGACAAGGCAGAGUGGCUUGCCAGCAACACUGUGGCAUUUUUCAAGCAUAUAAACCUGUUCUCCAGUGCGCUAUCAGAGUUCUGCACUCCCAGCACAUGCCCAACCGCCUGUGGACCAGGCAACGCGGUUUAUGUUUGGACUGAUGACCAUGGCAGGAAGCUUAAGUGCUCUGCUCCACUUUACUUUGACUAUGCCAUGUCAUACAUUCAGGACCUACUGACUGAUGAAGACGUGUUCCCUACAAAAGCAGGUGCAGAAUUUCCGACAGGCUUCGUGUUUAUGGUCCAGAAGGUGUUUCUGUUGUUGUUCAGGACAAUGGCUCACAUUUAUUGGUCUCACUACACACAGGCCCAGCAGGUGGGUCUGCACCCGCACCUCAACACGCUUUUCAUGCACCUGACGCUCUUCUGCCGGCACCAUGAGCUGCUGGAUCCAGAAGACACUGAGCCACUGCAGGACCUCAUCACAGCUUUGGGACGACAAGGGUGAACUUAAAGGGCAGCCGCAGAUAUUGUACAAUCACAUCAUUGCACGCUUAUUUAUUUCUUAAAGCUGAUUGUCUCUCACCACUCUGGGCCAAAUUUAAACGUAUUCCCCAGUAUAGAUUUUUAAAGAAAGCUUUAUAAGGAGAACAUUGCAAAGAAACAAUGCUCCUGUUGUUCUGUAGAAUUGGACUGAAGUGUAUGACUGUUGCAUGCUUUGUUUUGUUUUGCUUUUGUAACAUAAUGGUGCAUUAUUUUAC
Messenger RNA from Pelmatolapia mariae (spotted tilapia), 1268 nucleotides. RefSeq names its product MOB kinase activator 2. Gene Ontology annotation, cellular component: nucleus; cytoplasm. Bases 332 to 1015 code for a protein of 227 amino acids. The transcript has 5 exons. NCBI's taxonomy places the organism in Eukaryota, Metazoa, Chordata, Actinopteri, Cichliformes, Cichlidae. Gene Ontology annotation, molecular function: protein kinase activator activity. Gene Ontology annotation, biological process: positive regulation of protein phosphorylation; signal transduction. The record is from RefSeq and is a predicted model, not a curated record.